AUGGGCGGUCCCGCGGACGGGCUAGGGCUCGGCGCGGAGGUCAACGGGGGCGCGGAGUCCGUCGCGGACCUCCUCGCGCUUCCCCCCGACGCCGUUCCGCGUAGCGACCUUUUCUUCCGCCUUGCGCGCGCGCAUUUCCGCGCAGCUGUAUCCGCCUCCGCGGGUGGCCCUGCCAACCCCACGGACACCGCAAGCUCCCCCGCGGGUGGCGCAAAUGACGCCGCGGGAGGCGGGGAUGUUAACGACAAUAGUAGCGACGAGGCGCUUGCUUUAGACGUCGUCCGAAACGCGAUUCAGCCUUCAGAGCGACCCGACCACGUUCCGUCUCUUAUUCUCGCGUCCGUGAUUUGCGCGCGCCGUGACACGUGGAGUGAGGAGGGCGUGCGCUACGGCGAACGCGCCGUCGAGCUCGCCGCCAGCAGCGGCCCGCAGCGCGCUAAGGCGCUCCACGCGCUGGGAGUUAAUCUCUUGCUGCACUCUCGCAGCCAUGAUAUUUCCGCGGCUCGGCGUGAGCUGAGUCUAAAGCGCGCCGUCGAGUCGCUAACCCAGGCGUCAGAAGAAUAUGUCACCUCAGCAGCUAUCAUGGUGGAUCUCGCGCUCGCAUUGGCCGAGCAGCGCCACGUUAGCGAGGCUCUGAAGCCCCUCUCCCCCGCCCUCCUCACUCUUACAUCCCCAAUCUCGCACUUGUCAGGCAUGCUAGAAGAGGCGAGAGGCUGCCCUGAGGAGGCCCUGGCCUGCUAUUGCAUUGCACUGGCCAUCGACCAGCCCCUCUCCCCCGCCCUCCUCACUCUUACAUCCCCAAUCUCGCACUUGUCAGGCAUGCUAGAGGCGAGAGGCUGCCCUGAGGAGGCCCUGGCCUGCUACUGCAGUGCCCUUGCCAUCAAAUGGUCGUUCGACUGCUCCCUCCCCACUCUCACAUCCUCGCUCUCACACCCUCACUCUCACAUAAUCAUUCACAUCCCCACUCUCCCGUCCUCUCUCCCGCUCACUCCCCCAGGCAUGUUAGAAGAAGUGAGGGGCUGCCCCGAGGAGGCCCUGGCCUGCUACCGCAGUGCCCUGGCCAUCGACCAAUGGCACGCUGCCAGCAAGGCACGGCUGGGAGCCCUGCUGCUGCAGAUGGGCGGGGAGUGGCUGCACAUGGCGCAGGUGUACCUGAGGGAGGUGGUAUCUGGUGAUGGGUUUGAUGCACGUGCGUGGCAUGUGCUGGGAUUGGUGGAGAGAGGGAGAGGGGAUGUGGGUGCUGCUGCAGAGUGUUUCAGGCGAGCUAUGGAGGCAGAGGAAACGGCUCCUGCUGUGCCGUUUAAUACGCUUAGACCGAUCCUGCCGCAACUGCUGCUCCGCCGCCUUCUCCGCGCGGCGCGCUUCAGUCUCCCCCCGCGCGCAAUAUUCCGCCGACGCCGCCACGCGCAGCACCGGCGCGCAUGCGCCUUCGUCCGCCACGGAUUCCCGGGAGUCCGCGGAAGCAUCCGCGCGGGAAGCCGCCGCGCUAGAGGCCGCGGCGGCACGCGUAAUAAUCUCUCGAGCCGCGAAGAAUACGAUCGGCUGAUGACGGAGGCUAAGAACAAAGGGCGACUCGCCGUAGUAGAGGUUACUAUGUCUACCCUCCCAAAUACCGACCGGAUUUACGGCACCCUCGUGGAAACUGCGCGGCUGUUUCCGAACGCGAUGUUCCUGCGCAUUUUCGCGGACAAAGGCGCGGAGCUGCGCGGAUUGGCGCAGAGCAUGCAGUGCGCGCGCGUGCCGUCGUACGUGCUUUUCCGCGAGGGGCAGCGCGUGCACGAGGACGCGGGGAUGGACGCGGAGCGGCUGCGCGCCGAGCUGCUGUACUACUCCGCGGAAGGGCCCGUGCUGGAGGUGCACUCCGCGGAAGAGUACCGCGCGCUCAUUGAGUCACGACAUGCUGGUGGUGAUCGAGGCAACGCUCACCUUCUGCGGUCCGUGUGUGCGCAUCCACCAGACCGUGCUCAACCUCUCCCCACCUUGCCCCUUCCCUGCCUUAUCCCCUUCCCACAGACGCACAAGGACACGGACAUGCUGGUGGUGAUCGAGGCAACGCUCACCUUCUGCGGUCCCUGCGUGCGCAUCCACCAGACCGUGCUCAACCUCUCCCACCGCAUGGCCGGCCACGCCGUCUUUGCGCGCUUCUUUGGGGACUCAGCAGAGUGCACGAGGGAUUUGAUCCGCGAGCUGGGGGUGGUGGAGGCACCCACCUUCCUGUUCUACAGGAGAGGGGAGCUGCUGGGGCGCUAUGUGGGGUCGGGCAGGGGGGACUUGAAAGUAGCUUUGGCGGUGGCUUGGUGCGCGGUGUUUCGUGUCUUAGCUGUCUUUGCCCGCUUCUUUGGGGACUCAGCGGACUGCACCAAGGAUCUGAUCCGCGAGCUGGGGGUGGUGGAGGCGCCCACCUUCCUGUUCUACAGGAGAGGGGAGCUGCUGGGGCGCUAUGUGGGGUCGGGCAGGGGGGACUUGGUGGGGGAGAUUCUGAAGCACCAAGGGGUGCCCAGGGGGAAGGGGUCGGGUAGGGGCGAUGUGGUGGGGGAGAUUCUCAAGCACCAGGGGGUGGCGUGGCGCUCGUGCUUCUCCUAUGGCUAUUCCUUCGUAGCGCGCCACGUGGAUGCACAACGCGCUCUCGCAAUGGCAAACGAGAGCGAGGGAACGGCUGCUAGUGAGGCGGAGAGCACGGUCACCGUCAUUGGUCCAGGUGGCAGGUCGUUAUCUGACGCGAAGAUCACGCACGUCAUCUUCGACCUGGACGGCACGCUGAUCGACACUGAGAGUGCGGUGACGGAGGUGGCAAGGAUACUGGUGGAGCGGUACGGCAAGGUGUGGACUGGCGAGGGCGCCGAGGAUCGUAUCGGCAAGCGGCCAAUCGAUGGCGCUCGUGCCACGGUGCAGCGAUAUGGACUGCCUUGUACCCCGGAGGAGUUGCUAGCGCAAAGCCACGUGCUGGUGGAAGAGAGGUGGAGCCAAGCCAAGCCCCUCCCGGGCGCCCACCGCCUGAUGCAGCACCUGCAAGCGUGCGGCAUUCCCAUGGCUGUUGCCUCUAGCUCCCCCCGGCGCAACGUCAACAUCAAGCUCUCCUUCCACUCUGGAUGGACGGACAUGCUGCAAGUGCUGGUGGGAGGGGAUGAGGUGGAGCAUGGCAAGCCGCGCCCUGACAUAUUCCUACGGGCAGCUGAGCUGAUGGGCGCCUCUCCCUCCAACUGCCUCGUUGUGGAAGAUUCCCCAGCAGGGGUUGAAGCAGCUGUUGCUGCAGGCAUGUGGGUGCUUGCAGUGCCCUCCCUGCCAAAUAAGGCCGCCCGGCCACUCUACUCCGCCGCCCACCAGCUGCUGCCCUCUCUACUUGACUUCCAACCGCAGAACUGGGGCCUCCCUCCCUUUUCCGACUGGCUGCACCGCUCUCUGCCCAUCACGCCCUGGUACAUCAAAGGCCCAGUUAUCAAGGGAUUUGGGCGCGGCUCAAAGGUCCUGGGCAUUCCCACAGCCAACCUCCCAGCCUCAUCAUUCACAGGGCAUCUAGCAGAGCACGUGUGUGGCAUCUACCACGGGUGGGCAGGGCUGAAGGGCAGGGGCGUGUUUAAGAUGGUGAUGAGCGUGGGGUGGAAUCCCUUCUUUAACAACACACAUAAAACUGUGGAGCCAUGGCUGCUGCAUGAUUUCGGGGAGGACUUUUACGAUGAGGAGCUCAGGCUGGUGGUGGUUGGAUACAUUCGCGCUGAGGCUGACUUCCCCUCGCUCCCCGCGCUCAUCGCUCGCAUCCACGAGGACGGGGACAUCGCUCGCGCUGCUCUUGACUCACCCCCCUUUGCCUUGUUCAAAGAAGAUCCUUUUCUGACAGAAGGCUAA
Molecule: messenger RNA, 3843 nt
Organism: Closterium sp. Yama58-4
Lineage: Eukaryota; Viridiplantae; Streptophyta; Zygnematophyceae; Desmidiales; Closteriaceae
Source: the annotation of a GenBank genome assembly